AUGGCCCGACUUUCCUUCCUCGCAACCUCGCUCGCAGUUCUGUUCCUCGCCAUGGCUAGCAGCGCAUUCGGCGCGCGACACUACGGCGCGGCGACCGUUAAGCCCACCGCCGUAGCCGCCUGCACCGCGUCGGCUCUUGGGGCUCCAUACGCCAAAUCCGUCAAGCUCACAACUGACGGCCUAUUUCUCCUGCACUGGAACAUCACCGCGAAGAAGGACGGGAUUAUCGCUGCGAUCGAGGCGAAGUCCGGCAGCGGCGCCGAGACGGGCUGGUUUUCCGUUGGCUGGACGAAGAAAUCCGGGCUCAUGGCUCCCGCCGACGCCGUGGUCGGGAAUCUCGCGGGAGCCGCGCCGAACAACGUGCUGGCUUACGCGAUGACGGGCAAGACUGUGGCCAAGGUCAAGAAGACAACCGCAGUGAAGCUGUCGGCGAAAUCCGUGGUUACCGCUUCUGACGGUGGCAAGAUCGUCAAGUUCACUCGUAUGGGCAAGGGCGGUCUGGGUCCUGUCAACUACGUGGGCAACAACAACAUGAUCUGGGCCUACUCCGACGCCCAGGCUUUCACCUCCCACGCCAACCGGUAA
Messenger RNA from Closterium sp. NIES-65, 585 nucleotides. NCBI's taxonomy places the organism in Eukaryota, Viridiplantae, Streptophyta, Zygnematophyceae, Desmidiales, Closteriaceae. The record is from the annotation of a GenBank genome assembly.